CAACUUGAGCGCUUUCGAAACAUCGGCAUCAUGGCGCACAUUGAUGCUGGCAAGACAACGACAACUGAGCGCUUUCUUUUCUUCACGGGUGUGUCGCACAAGAUCGGGGAAGUUCAUGAUGGCGAGGCGGCCAUGGACUGGAUGGAGCAAGAGCGAGAGCGGGGAAUCACCAUCACUGCCGCAGCCACUACGUGUUUCUGGUCAGGCUACAAGGGGAAUCGCCCAAAGCAUCGCAUCAACAUCAUAGACACGCCGGGGCACGUCGAUUUCACAGUCGAAGUGGAGCGCUCACUGCGGGUACUGGACGGAGCGAUUGCGAUCUUUGACGCCGUCGCUGGGGUGGAACCGCAGACCGAAACUGUUUGGCGCCAAGGCGACAAAUUUAAAGUGCCACGUGUGGCGUACAUUAAUAAAAUGGAUCGUUUAGGGGCCGACUUCUUUAGAUGUGUCGAUCAGAUAAAGGAAAGGCUGGGGGGAGAUGCAGUGCCUGUUCAGCUUCCGAUCGGCGCAGAGUCCGGAUUUGAGGGCGUCGUGGACCUUAUUCGGAAUGUCGCUCUUGUGUGGGGUGAGAAGACACCGGAGGACCCCCUAGGGGCUUCUUUUAGGGAGGAGCCAGUGCCGGAGAGCAUGAAAGAGGAUGUUGAACGCUGGCGCGGCGAACUUAUAGGCCGUGCAGCCGAAGCCUCAGAGGAGCUCAUUGCAAAGUAUCUAGACACUGGAACGUUAGAGCUCGACGAUAUCCUCCAUGGGCUGCGGCACCAGACGCUGACGGCGAAUUUGGUGCCCGUGCUUUGCGGCAGCUCCCUCAAGAAUAAAGGGGUUCAGCCCUUAUUGGAUGCAGUCAUUGAUUUCCUACCGUCGCCGCUCGAUAAGCCGCUGGUUCUGGCGCAGCAGUGCAACGGCCAGGGGGAACCCGUACAGCUGCCGCACUCCCCUGAGGGGCCUCUCGCAGCUUUGGCCUUCAAGAUCGCCAGCGACGCCUUCCUAGGAGCUCAAACCUUCGUGCGUGUCUACUCUGGGACCUUAAGGCCGGGUCAGGAAGUGCACAAUCCGCGAACUCGCCAGUCGGAGCGGCUGCAGCGUUUGGUAUUGAUCCACUCGAACGCGAGGAGGGAUGUUAGGCAGCUGCAAGCGGGCGAGAUCGGGGCGGUCCUUGGUCCGAAGAACUUUGCAACGGGUGACACGCUCUCCGAAAAAGCGCAUCCCCUCGUUCUGGAGCCUAUUGAUCUUCCAGAGCCGACGCUGAGCGUCGCUAUUGAGACCGCCAAUAAGCACGAGGCCGAACGCCUCAUCGCCGCUUUGCAGAAACUCGCGAAGGAAGACCCGUCAAUUCGCGUGUCUCUACACCAGGAAACGAAACAGGUCAUCUUGAGCGGCAUGGGGGAGCUCCAUUUGGAGAUCGUCAUGGACCGCCUCCGGCGCGAGCACAACAUCAAGGCGACUACGGGGUCUCCCCAGGUCGCUUACCGAGAGACGUUCAAAGCGAAGGCCUCUGCACGCGGCCGCUACGUGAAGCAGUCCGGAGGAAGGGGGCAGUAUGGAGAGGUGUGGCUAUCGGUGGAGCCGCUGCCACCAGGCAGCGGCAACAAGUUUGUUGAUGCAAUUCGGGGGGGAGUGGUGCCUGGCCAGUUCAUUCCGGCCGUCGAAGAAGGCGUAAUGGAGCAGCUCGAGAAAGGUAUCCUAUCGGGAUCGCCCGUAGUGGACGUGCUGGUAACGCUGUAUGACGGCUCGCACCACCCCGUGGACAGCAGCGAACUCGCCUUCAAGAUCGCAGGAUCUAUGGCCAUCAAGGAGGCAGCGAAGACGGGGAAGCCGACGCUCCUAGAGCCCCUCAUGCUGCUGCAGGUGACUACUCCUCAGGAGUACGUGGGAGACGUUGUUGCGAACAUCACUACCCGGCGAGGGGUCAUGCAGUCCAUGCAGGAUGUGGGCAGCGGGAGGGCGCCCAUCAAAGAACUAAUCGCUCAUGUCCCUCUAGCCGAGCUGUCUCAGUACACUACCUGCCUCAGAUCUCUAACGCAAGGCAGAGCCACGUCAAGUGCGCACCUGCUAAAAUACGUGCCCGCGCCACCUCAUAUCCAGGAGGAAGUUGUUCGGAACCGCUCCGGAACCGUUAGUCCCAGAUAA
Molecule: messenger RNA, 2127 nt
Organism: Cyclospora cayetanensis
Lineage: Eukaryota; Apicomplexa; Conoidasida; Eucoccidiorida; Eimeriidae
Product: elongation factor G 2
Exons: 1
Coding region: 31-2127 (698 amino acids)
Biological process (GO): ribosome disassembly; translational elongation
Molecular function (GO): translation elongation factor activity; GTPase activity; GTP binding
Source: RefSeq, a predicted model, not a curated record